AUGUCUGCUCUGGCUCAAGCUAGAUUAGCGGAAGAGAGAAAGCAAUGGAGAAAAGAUCAUCCUUAUGGCUUCUGGGCUAGACCUCAGAAAGCAGCAGAUGGAACAUUGAAUCUUAUGGUAUGGGAAGUAGGUAUUCCUGGUGUCGCCAAGACAAAUUGGGAAGGAGGGGUUUAUAAAGUUAUCAUGACUUUUCCUGAUGAUUUCCCUGCUAAACCUCCCAAAUGCAAAUUCGAUCCACCUUUAUUUCACCCAAACGUUUAUCCAUCAGGAACCAUCUGUCUUUCUAUCCUAGACGAAGAGAAAUCUUGGAAACCAGGUAUCACCAUUAAACAAUUAGUUUUGGGUAUACAAGAUCUUUUAGAUCAUGCUAAUAUUGCUGAUCCUGCUCAAGUUGAUGCGUAUCAAAUGUUCAGAAACGAUAGACCGGCUUACGAACGUCGUAUCAAACAACAAGCUCAAGAACGUCGACCUCGUUGA
Molecule: messenger RNA, 477 nt
Organism: Tremella mesenterica DSM 1558
Lineage: Eukaryota; Fungi; Basidiomycota; Tremellomycetes; Tremellales; Tremellaceae
Exons: 8
Coding region: 1-477 (158 amino acids)
Biological process (GO): protein sumoylation
Cellular component (GO): nucleus
Molecular function (GO): SUMO conjugating enzyme activity
Source: RefSeq, a predicted model, not a curated record